This is a messenger RNA of Chilo suppressalis (striped riceborer), 3241 nucleotides long. The record is from the annotation of a GenBank genome assembly. Lineage: Eukaryota; Metazoa; Arthropoda; Insecta; Lepidoptera; Crambidae.
UGUGCAAGUUCACAUCAACAGAAGUGAUUAUUAUGUGUAGUGCAUCGUAAAAUGACAUAAAUAAUUUGUGAUUAGUGAGACUUUUUUGUGGAGCAUACGUAAACAAGUGUUCAAUCAAUUAUAACAUCGUGGAAAGCGAUAUGAUACUCUCCUUAGCAGUGUACUAAGAUUGUGGUCAUAUCGUCCGAAUUUCACAAGUGUUGUUUUCAAAAAUAUUUGGAGAUGGCUUCUAAACCUGUAAAUCAGAAAAGAAGGAACAAUGAGAAGAGGAAGGAGAAGUCCCGCGUGGCGGCGCGCUGCAGACGCACCAAGGAGAUGCAGAUCUUCAAUGAGCUGACAGCCGCCCUGCCUGCCAGGAAAGAGGAAGUGGAACAGCUGGACAAAGCAUCUGUGAUGCGACUGGCGAUCUCUUACCUGCGCGUGCGAGAUGUUGUGUCAAAGUUGCCAAUUGAAACGGUGGAACAACAGAUACCCAAUCCCAAAGGCUUGGAAGAGGUUUCCUCGGAGUUGUCCUACAUGAAAGCCCUGGACGGCUUCGUCCUGGUGAUCUCUCAGCAAGGAGACAUCGUGUACUGCAGCGAGAACAUUGCUGAUCACCUCGGCGUUUCUCAGAUGGAGAUCAUGGGUCAGAGCGUUUUUGAGUUCAGCCACCCGUGCGAUCAUGAAGAGGUCCGCGACGCGCUGCGUUCUAACUUCGCGGGGCGGCGCGAACUACUUCUGCGGCUCAAAUGUACGCUUACGAGCAAGGGAAGGAACGUGCAUCUCAAGUCCGCUUCGUACAAGGUCAUCCACAUCACCGGCCACAUGCUGACGCCUCAAGUCAAAGAAGAGAAGAACAACAAUAACAAAGAGAAAACCGACAUGGAAGACAAGAAAAUUGAUAGAAGCGGCUCGUUGAUAGCCGUAGGGCGACCCAUCCCGCAUCCCGCUAAUAUUGACACGCCGCUCGAUGCCAAGACUUUCCUCACCAGACACGCGCUUGACAUGAAGUUCACUUAUACCUACACUGAUGCAUUACUGAAUACGCUGGGUUUCGAGCCCGAGGAGUUGGUAGGCAAGUCCCUAUACGACUACCACCACGCGGCUGACAGCGCAGGCCUGGUACAGCAGUUCAAAUCACUUUUCUCCAAAGGCCAAUGCGAGACUGGUCAAUACCGCUUCCUGGCCAAGUCGGGCGGCUACGCCUGGGUCCAAACCCAGGCCACGGUCAUCAACGACAAGCAACAGAAGCCAGUCAGCGUAGUCUGCGUCAAUUAUGUCAUCAGCGGUAUCGAGUGCAAAGAUGAGGUGUUUGCUACACACCAAGUCCAGGAUGUGGACUUAAAACCGGUCGUGAUACCGACUUCUGCACCUGCACCUGCGCCUGCACUACCGUCGGUGCCGAUCUGUCCACCAAUCGAAGUUCCCACAGCUCCUACGGUGACUGCAAGCGCACCCGACGAGGAACGCCCGAUACCUGUAACAGAGUUCAUAUUUGCACCGCGAAAGAAAGAAAUGAAUAAAGGAUUUCUCAUGUUCUCGCCGGACGAGGGUCAUACAAUGCUUAAAGACGAGCCGGAAGAUCUGACUCACUUGGCACCCACUGCCGGUGACACGUGCAUCCCUCUGGAGAAUAGCCCCUUUGAUAUGUUCGAUGAGUUCAUGCUGAAUGACAAUUACUGUAGCCUAUUGGGUGAUGAUUUGACUAAUGCAUCGCCAAUGGACUCUCUGACGCCGGAAUCAUUUUUAUUGUCUUCGCCCGAGCCCCAGGAAACCGAAUCUUCGUGUGAACAGUCGUCACUUUUGACAGAAUUAUCACUAGAUGCUUUCGACAGUGGUAGAUCAGACAAUGACAUUGAUGAUGGACAUUCGCCGUUUAUACCGAUGAGCGAUGAGCGCCCCGUGCUAGAGCCGGCAGUAAUGUGGGGCGCGUUACCAGAUAACGUCAGCCAAGCAAGACCGCAACCCUCUGAAAUGCAAACGGCGACUUCCGCGCCAGCAUUGGAGCGGUUACUAGCGGCUCCCACAACGGGCCCACCUCCACAGGAUCUCAUUACAAAUAUAUAUUCAGAUCAAGGUCUGAUACCGUGUAGAAGUAUGCCCUCAUGGGACACUGGUGUGAAAAGAGUGAUGAAGCAGGAAGAAGAGCCGAGCGCGAAACGUGCGAAGCGCAGUCCGUCGCCUGCGCCGGCGACUCCCACCAGGACGCAGUCUUCCAGCGUCCUCAUGAACCUCCUGCCUGGCGGUGUUCCCCAGAAGAUGCUGCAGCAAAACAACGUGCCAUCCAGCUACCAACUGGUGAUGAAUCCGAAGAUAUCGCGUAGUAUAAAUAGUAACAUUCUGCCAAUACCCGUUAUUAACGUACAGACUGUGUCGAGUACAAAACUAGUGAUGCGUCCCAACACGUCCAUUGUACAGAACUCCACAACAGGUAGAAAUCUGAACAGCAAUAUAACGUGUCCUCUCAGCGUGAACGUGAACAGUCCCAUGUAUUCGUUACCGUCCAGCCCUAAUACUUCCAACUACAGUCCUGUAAUGAGCCCAGCUCAAAGAGACAGGGUUCUUAGUCCUUAUUCCACUCCGCAAUCCCUUUCGCCAGUCGGCAAAUUCAGCCAGAUGUACAGUCCUGGUAGCAGGUUGGUCUCGCCUAACGGAUCGAUUCAUGGGGGUGAUCCUUACCUUUCGAACAAGAUGCAAGCCAGUCCAGGUUUCCCUUACCAAUCAAGCGAUUUACUGUUAGACUCUAACGUGUCGAUGUCAUCGUCGGACUUCUGGGGCGACACCGAUAUGCUGUCCGGCACAAACGAUCUACUCACAGCGUUCGACGACGUCAAACUUUGAUUCUAAAUCAGCUAAUCAGCAGUCGGAGGGGGUGAUUUCUCUGUAGUACGUUGGAAAGUGGAAAGACUAGGAAAGCAUUCAUAAAAAGUCACAUAUACCGCCUGAUUAUUAAAUGCUCUUAAAUCUUGAAGCUUACAUUCCGAUAGUGAGAACAGAGAUUUGCAGGAUAUCGCAACUGCUAUACAAAUCACUGCCAACGAAUGCGUGCUCUGAUAAGAGAAUACCAACGGGAUUCCGCACAUUUCUGAACUAAGCAGUUACUAUUGAUAGAUUUUGGCAUCGGAAACGAUUCUCCUAUCUUUAUAUUGGUAGAAUCGAUUAAAUUUUAAUAAAGAUCCGUCACAUCCUGUUAUACUUUUUCCUUAGUGACUUCGCUGAUUAACAUGUUUAUGGAACAUUACAAGUUUUAUUAUUCAGACAG